AUGGAAAAUAAAGCGUUCGACCAAACGGAUGAAGGGUCCGUCGCGACAAACACAGAAGAGAAAAAUGUCAGAAGUUUAAGCCCUCGUGCCAAACCUGAGACGAGUGUAGCGGAGAGUGAAUCGGAAUUAAUAUACAAAAUAGAUGAUGUUCCUCCUUGGUACAUGUGUAUUCUGUUGGGUCUUCAGCACUACUUGACAGCAUUCGGUGGCAAUCUGAUACUUCCAAUUGUUGUGGCAAACUCAGCGUUUUAUCUUUCUGUGAAUAACACUCUACCUGAUGUUGGCAGUGAUGGUCACCGUGACAUAUGGCAACUCCGUCUCCGACAGUUCCAGGGUUGUCUGAUGGUCGGCAGCCUGAUCCAGAUCUUCAUCGGCUUCAGUGGGUUAAUGGAAGUGUUUUUAUCUUUUGUUGGUCCUCUUACCAUUAUGCCUACAAUCACUUUGAUUGGACUUGCGCUGUUCGAAGUCGCAACUAACUAUUCUGCCGGACAAUGGUACAUUGCUUUGCUGACGACCGCACUGAUCUGUAUAUUUUCACAAUAUAUGAAAAAUAUUGAUGUUCCCUGUUUCACUUACAAGAAAGGCGGUGGAUGCACAAAGACAUCUCUUUCCUUAUUUAAAAUGUUUCCAGUAUUAUUUGCUAUUUUCAUAUCCUGGCUACUCUGUUACAUUCUCACCAUAACAGACGUCUUCCCCAAAGAGAAAGGCGAAUGGGGUUAUGCCGCCCGAACUGAUCUUUACAGUGAUGUACUUUAUAAAUCAGCUUGGUUUCGUUUUCCAUAUCCAGGUCAGUGGGGAAUGCCAAGCGUCAGUACAGCAGGCGUACUGGGCAUUUUUGCAGGUGUGUUCGCUUCCAUUAUUGAAUCGGUCGGAGAUUACUAUGCAUGCGCAAGAAUGGCUGGUGCACCACCCCCACCUGUUUCUGCCAUCAACAGAGGAAUUGGAAUAGAAGGUAUUACUUGUUUUUUGGCCGGUGCCUGGGGAGCUGCAAGUGGCAAUACAUCCUACAGCGAAAAUAUCGGUGCCAUCGGCAUCACCAAGAUUGCAAGCCGAAGAGUGAUCCAAGUUGGUGCUUUCGUGAUGAUACUACUUGGAUGCUUGGGUAAAUUCGGUUCUCUCUUUGUCACAAUCCCUCAGCCUGUGAUUGGUGGAAUUUUUUUCGUCAUGUUUGGAAUGGUUGCUGCUAUUGGAAUUUCCAACCUUAGGAGUGUCUCUCUGGAUUCUUCCCGAAACCUUUUCGUGAUUGGAACUUCUCUUCUUCUCGGCUUGUCUUUACCAAUGUGGAUACAACAGAAUCCUGGAAAGAUAAAUACUGGAAGUACCGAAUUUGACCAAAUCCUUACCGUACUGCUAGGAACAAACAUGUUUGUUGGAGGAUUUUUGGGUCUUUUCCUUGAUAACACACUGCCAGGUACAGAUGAAGAACGGGGAAUGUCGUACUGGAAAAGUAUGCGUGAACAAACUUCGGACGAGAGCCAAGAACUGAAAAUAUACAACUUACCUGCUUGUUUUCAACGGCAAAUGGACAAGGUCCGUUGUUUCACCUUCCUGCCUUUCUGUCCCGGCUACAAUUCUUACUUUUCCCGCGCCAUAAAACGCAUCUGCAAAUGCUGCAAGACAAAUAAAGAUGCUGAACGAAAAUAUACUGUGAACGAAAAUAAUGGAAAAGAUUUGGAAGCAAUUGAAAAGAAAAACCAGUUAAGAGAAGUUACUAUUUAG
Messenger RNA from Acanthosepion pharaonis, 1719 nucleotides. The record is from the annotation of a GenBank genome assembly. NCBI's taxonomy places the organism in Eukaryota, Metazoa, Mollusca, Cephalopoda, Sepiida, Sepiidae.